This is a messenger RNA of Gilbertella persicaria, 306 nucleotides long. RefSeq lists its product as uncharacterized. The record is from RefSeq and is a predicted model, not a curated record. The transcript has 4 exons. The coding region runs from base 1 to 306 and encodes 101 amino acids. Lineage: Eukaryota; Fungi; Mucoromycota; Mucoromycetes; Mucorales; Choanephoraceae.
AUGUCAAAUAAAUCAGAUCAACUUACUAUUUUGCGUAUUAAACGUAAAAGAACAGAAGAACCUUUGGAAGCACUGUUUUCUGCUACUGCACUUCCUACUAUCUUUCGUUUGGCCGAGACGGUCGAACAAAAAAGUUUCUCUAAUCUGGAUGAAGCAAAGAAACUAAGAGAUCGUAUUUCUCGACGUAUUCAACCGGGCACAAGUAGACCACAAACACCUACCUCUAUUGAAGACAGAAAGAAUAAACGAGUACAAGAACAAAAGUGUACAGAGUUCAUCAGAAAAAGCAGCCAAAGAUCUGUUUAA